Camelina sativa (false flax) is the source of this 342-nucleotide messenger RNA. The record is from RefSeq and is a predicted model, not a curated record. Lineage: Eukaryota; Viridiplantae; Streptophyta; Magnoliopsida; Brassicales; Brassicaceae.
GUAUUAGUUGACAAAUUAAAAAUAAGAAGAGAUGGCUCCCUAUCCUCCAUGUUGGUCUGGCGCUUGCGAAGAUCCAGAGUGUUGUGCUCGUGGAAAGAAGUGUAGGUGGCCAGAACUAGUUGGAAAAAGUGGGGAAAUUGCAAAAAUGACGAUUGAAAGAGAAAAUCAAAAUGUGUUAGCGAUUGUCCUUCGAGCAAGAGACGGGCGUAUUGACAACUUUUGCUGCAACAGAGUCUUUGUGGGUAUAGAUACCAAUGGAAAUGUUUUAAUAACUCCUCAGAUUGGUUGAUCUUUUAAAAAAAAACAAUAUUUAUUUUUCUAUGUUUUACCAUUAUGAGUAAU